Molecule: messenger RNA, 516 nt
Organism: Ctenocephalides felis (cat flea)
Lineage: Eukaryota; Metazoa; Arthropoda; Insecta; Siphonaptera; Pulicidae
Product: zinc finger protein 28-like
Exons: 2
Coding region: 1-516 (171 amino acids)
Biological process (GO): regulation of DNA-templated transcription
Molecular function (GO): RNA polymerase II cis-regulatory region sequence-specific DNA binding; DNA-binding transcription factor activity, RNA polymerase II-specific
Source: RefSeq, a predicted model, not a curated record
AUGUCUGAAGAAACAGAUUCAAACAAAAUAAUUAAAAUUGAGCCGAUGGAUGAUUAUCCUCAAGUGAAACAGGAAUUUGAUGAUUAUGAAAAUACGUCAGAUUUGUGCACGGAUAAUGAUGAUAUAUGUCUGCAGCAAUUUCUCAAAUCUGAGGUUACAAUUGACGAGGAAAUAAAACAAGAGACAAUUGAUGACCAAGAUGAUGUGACUAGUACAAACGAAAGAGUUUUAGAUGAAAACCCUUACAUAUGUAACGAAGAGAUCACUAAUUCAAGUAAUUUAGUGGAUAGCACGAACAAAUCAUUUGAAAAAGUUUCAGCAAAACAUAAAACAACUAGCAAGUUGAAACCCUAUGAAUGUGAAAAAUGCAAUAAAACAUUCACAACAAAACCAAACUUAAAACAACACAGAAAAAUCCAUACUGGGGAACGGCCUCAUAAGUGCAAACGCAUACCGGAGAACGUCCUUAUAUUUGUGAAAUAUGUAAAAAAACAUUCAGAGCAAAACAUGUCUUAA